Molecule: messenger RNA, 739 nt
Organism: Olea europaea var. sylvestris
Lineage: Eukaryota; Viridiplantae; Streptophyta; Magnoliopsida; Lamiales; Oleaceae
Product: 40S ribosomal protein S19-3-like
Exons: 4
Coding region: 113-547 (144 amino acids)
Biological process (GO): ribosomal small subunit assembly; translation
Cellular component (GO): cytosolic small ribosomal subunit; ribosome
Molecular function (GO): RNA binding; structural constituent of ribosome
Source: RefSeq, a predicted model, not a curated record
UCAGCCCUUACAAUAACCCUAGCUGCGUUUUUUCUUAUUCGUGCGAGUGAUUCAGAAGUCCAUCAUCUGCUGCUCCUGGUCUCGUGAGCUGCACGCGAUUUGAAUCUGAGCAAUGGCGACUGCAAGAACUGUGAAAGACGUCUCCCCUCACGAGUUCGUGAAAGCUUAUGCUGCUCACCUCAAGCGUUCUGGCAAGAUGGAGCUUCCCGAGUGGACUGAUAUUGUGAAAACAGGUGUUCUCAAAGAAUUGGCUCCAUAUGAUCCUGAUUGGUACUAUGUCAGAGCUGCUUCCAUGGCAAGGAAAAUAUAUUUGAGGGGGGGCAUUGGUGUGGGUGCCUUCCGGAGAAUUUAUGGUGGGAGCAAGAGAAAUGGAAGUCGCCCACCUCAUUUUGGCAAAAGCAGUGGAUCUGUUGCUCGCCACAUUCUUCAACAGUUACAGGAGAUGAGCAUCAUUGAGAUGGAUCCAAGAGGUGGGAGAAUGAUCACAUCCAAUGGCCGACGGGACCUUGACCAAGUUGCUGGACGAAUUGCAGUUGUUGCACCUUGAUAGAUUAAUUAAUUAUGUGGAGUUGUGAGUUAGAAUAUUGAAGAGUGUCCUUCGAGUAAUCGUAGACAAUUUUUGUUUGCCAAUGUGAUCAUGUCAUGAUGUUUAGACUUAAUAGUACUUGGCUAUUGAAAUUUCUCUUUUUGUAGUUUAUAUUCACACCUCAUUUGCAUGUCAAGUUGGUGCAAUUUUUAA